Messenger RNA from Sinocyclocheilus rhinocerous, 2162 nucleotides. It is a transcript of the gene hnrnpl, whose product is annotated as heterogeneous nuclear ribonucleoprotein L. Gene Ontology annotation, biological process: mRNA processing. The transcript is spliced from 14 exons. NCBI's taxonomy places the organism in Eukaryota, Metazoa, Chordata, Actinopteri, Cypriniformes, Cyprinidae. Bases 159 to 1781 code for a protein of 540 amino acids. The record is from RefSeq and is a predicted model, not a curated record. Gene Ontology annotation, molecular function: RNA binding. Gene Ontology annotation, cellular component: nucleus.
CUCGUAAAUACGAUCUAUCCGACAUGAUUUGAACACACCAUUCCACAAGUUCCAUUCCCAAGAUUCCUUUUCCUCUCGCGUUCCCCUGCUGACCUGCGGGUUGCCGUAGCUGCAGCAGAAGUGUGUUCCAUAGAACAUCUCAUUUGAUUUGAGACAACAUGGCUGCUGCGGCAGGCCAUUAUUACGGCGACGGAGGCAGAGCAACAAAAAGACAGAAAACAGACAGCGACGGAAUGGCCACGGAGGGUUAUGACGACCCGCACAAGACCCUGCCCUCGCUUGUGGUGCAUAUAAGGGGGCUUAUUGACGGCAUUACCGAGGCUGACCUGGUGGAGGCGCUACAGGAGUUUGGCACCGUAAGUUAUGUUGUGUUAAUGCCAAAGAAGCGUCAGGCACUGGUGGAGUUUGAGGACAUGAACGGCUCCUGUAACGCAGUGACGUAUGCUAACAAUAGUCAAAUCUACAUCGCUGGCCGGCCAUCUUACAUCAAUUACUCUACCAGUCAGAAAAUCUCUCGGCCCAGCAACUCUGAUGAUACACGGAGCGUUAACAGUGUACUGCUCCUUACCAUCAUGAACCCCAUCUAUCCCAUUACCACGGAUGUUCUCUACACCAUUUGUAAUAACUGCGGACCUGUGCAAAGGAUUGUGAUCUUCAGGAAAAAUGGAGUUCAAGCCAUGGUCGAAUUUGACUCGGUCCAGAGUGCACAGAGAGCCAAAGCAUCUCUCAACGGAGCUGACAUCUACUCGGGCUGCUGCACCCUUAAAAUUGAGUAUGCCAAGCCAACCCGUCUCAACGUCUUCAAAAACGAUCAGGAUACUUGGGACUACACCAACCCCAAUCCGAGUGGCCAAGAUACCGAUGCAGAUGGCAAUUGGAACAAUUCACAAGACCCCAAUGCUAACCCAAACAAGCGGCAAAGGCAGCCAGCACUGCUGGGGGAUCAUCCACCUGAAUAUGGUGGUCCUCAGGGUGGCUAUAGCCACUAUGAUGACACCUAUGGACCACCUCCCCCACCCCCUCACUACGAGGGCAGGCGCAUGGGGCCCCCAAUGGGACGUGGCCGUGGCGGACCCCGGUAUGGUGGGGCACAAUACGGACACGGACCUGCUCCGCCGGACUACAGCGCUCAUGCUGACUCUCCUGUGGUAAUGGUGUAUGGUCUUGAGCCCACCAAGAUCAAUGCAGACCGAGUUUUCAACAUAUUCUGUCUCUACGGCAAUGUGGAAAGGGUGAAGUUUAUGAAGAGUAAACCAGGCGCUGCAAUGGUGGAGAUGGGAGACUGCUAUGCUGUUGACAGAGCCAUUUCACACCUGAACAACAACAUGCUGUUUGGACAAAAACUCAAUGUCUGUGUAUCCAAACAACAGGCCAUAAUGCCGGGUCAGUCAUAUCAGCUGGAAGAUGGCAGCUGUAGUUUUAAGGAUUUCCAUGGCAACAGAAACAACCGUUUCACCUCCGCUGAGCAGGCAGCCAAGAACCGCAUCCAGCAGCCCAGCAACGUACUGCACUUCUUCAAUGGUCAACCAGACUGCACUGUUGAAGCGUUCAAUCAGAUUUGUGAUGAGUUGGGAAUCAAGACUCCAGUCAGCGUCAAACUGUUCACUGGCAAGAGUGGAACCGCAGGUGAGAGAAGUUCAUCUGGUCUGUUGGAGUGGGAGUCGGUAAAUGAUGCAAUGGAGGCUCUUGCUAUGAUGAACCACUACCAGAUGAAGAACCCUAGUGGGCCUUACCCAUACACUUUUAAACUGUGUUUUUCAACUGCACAGCACGCCAACUGAACCCAUUAUAACAACCACUAACCUUUGUCUCCCAGUGACCUUUUGAGCUCUGCACCAUAGCAUGUCUUAACUCUUGACCUGGAGGGAAAGAAAUGGGACCGUUAAGAUUACCUUAUUUCUAGAAUAAGACUGGACUCAAUGUUUUGUAGGUUUCAUUUUUAAAUUUUUUUUUAUUGGUAUUAAUGUUUUUUUUUUUUUUCUCAGUUGACCGGUCUUGUAUAACAGUAAAUUUGUGUGACAAUGUAAUAAAUUAGUGAAGACGUCACUGUGAAGAGUUUGUUUCUUGUGCAUGUUGGCUUAUAUCAGUGGGAUUGUUGUUGUGUGAUUGAAGGAGACAGCCAAGCAACUAAACACAAAAUCCAGGAGAUCAACACGGUGAUA